Molecule: messenger RNA, 1282 nt
Organism: Chroicocephalus ridibundus (black-headed gull)
Lineage: Eukaryota; Metazoa; Chordata; Aves; Charadriiformes; Laridae
Exons: 6
Coding region: 173-844 (223 amino acids)
Source: RefSeq, a predicted model, not a curated record
UUCCCAGCAAGUUGGGCAAUAUGUGCAUCCCCUUAUCACAGCGCUGCCCCGGGACGAGGCACCCUGUCACCAACUCGCGACCCGCAGCCCGGCAGCUUCGUGCCUGACUCCAGUGCCUCAGCUUUUCGGCUCCACAAGCAAGUAACGAGCCCUUGGUCUCCUGCAGAAAAAAAUGCUGUUCAACCCCUGCCUGCUCUGGAAAACACUGUUUUUUGUAAGUUUAGCAGUGCUUCUUGCAGCUUUUACUGAAAUCGGAGCUUUCGCCAGUCCAGAUGAAUGUGAAAGUGCAACCAUAGAUGAUGUGAAUGAGAGUAUUGAGAAAUAUUCAAAAUGCUUUCAUGAAAUGAUGACCAAGGGUGAAAAAGCUUCAAUCAAUUUCCUUGCCUGGAGGCUGCAAGAAGCACUUGAUCUCCUGCGCCCUGUUCAAGAGAAAUUUUGCAAGCAGCUCCCUCCGUGCCCGCUCCCACCAGCCCCUCGCAAUGGCGGGCUGGUGUGUGUCACCAUUGGCAAUGCUCAGUACUGCAAACCCAUGUGCAACAAGGGUUAUGACUUUCAGUUCCUCAGAAGAAGCAGGCUGUAUGAAGUAUGUGGCAAUGCCACCGGGUUCUCCUGGACAACGCAGCUUGUUGGGGGAAAGGCACUGGCUGUUUGUAACCCCUCUGAGAUCGCCAUCAGUGGAGCUGAAUCUGCCUAUUUCCCUACCAACAGCACCUGUUUGCACACACUAGCCUUCACCGAAACUCAGACAGAGCAGCUAAACGUCUUCCUCAAAGAACUUGGUGAGAAAGGCAUUGACGGCUCCAACCGUGACAAGGAAGCUGAUUGUAUCAUUUGCGGUUACUAGCACCAAAAACACUUGUGCCACCAACCAGCCAUCUGCAAUUUGACAUGGGUAUUUCGACAAGAGAAGCAGAGCAAUGAAAUCACUGCUAAGAUGUGUAAACAUAGAGCUUUUAUUUAGUUAAAGGACUAGAGAUCAUAGUCAUAAUCUGGCCUCAGCUCUUGGGUACAGAUAUAUAGGCUAACAGCUCAUGGCAGAGGCGUUUCAAAGAAUGAAGAUCACUUUUACGGCUUAAAUUUGUCUAGCUGGAAUUAAAUAAGAAUUAGAGUUAUUUAAUGGAUGCAGUCAUUAGCUAAACACAAUGAUUGUUAUCAGAAAUCAUCUUCUGUCAGGGGUCAUCUUUACUGAGAAAGGGCUAUACUUUUAGUUGCUUUUACAGUUGCCAGCUAGUCAUGAUUGUUGCUCUGAUGACCAUUAAAGCAAUGCAAGUCACAACAGUUA